AUGCUGCUGUGCUCGGCCCGGUUACCAGCACCGCCUCCGGCCCGGCCCCCGGCGCCUGCGGGAGAAACGGGCGUCAGGCUGCGAGGGCCCGUGGCCCCGAAUCGGUCCUGCCCCCGGGGAGGCGGCACCAGCGCGGGGAUGCGCCCUGUGCCCGGCCCGGCGGGGUUCCUCUCGGGGCUGGAAACGGAUCGAGCUUCACCUCUGCAGCGCUGUGAAAAAAGAAAAACGCCCGUGCAUGGAGGAAGCAAAACAGUUUAUCAUCUGGCACAGGUGUGCUGCAAGAGACUGCCUGGAAGGUGCUUGCCCAAAGACCCUGCCCGUGGGCUGGAGAGAGAAGGAGGGAAGGAUGAUCAGAUCGCAUGGGGUGUGGAGCAGAACCAUAAACUCACUAACCGAGGCCAUGGUUUGUUCUAUGCUCCUGUUCUUCGCGUGCUGAGUGAAUUAAGUGAUCACAUGGAAAAUAUUUGUGGCUACUUAAUGAAGUACACCAAUCUCGUCACUGGUUGGCAAUAUCGGUUUUUCGUUCUAAACAAUGAUGCUGGCCUGCUGGAGUACUUUGUGAAUGAGCAGUCUAGAUACCUGAAGCCCAGGGGCACGUUGCAGCUAGCAGGAGCUGUAAUUUCACCCAGUGAUGAAGACUCGCACACCUUUACAGUCAAUGCUGCCAGUGGGGAGCAGUAUAAGCUAAGAGCUACUGAUGCUAAAGAACGACAGCACUGGGUUAGCAGGCUGCAGAUAUGCACACAGCAUCACACAGAAGCUAUUGGGAAGAACAACCCUCCUCUGAAAUCUCGCAGCUUCUCUCUCGCAUCCCAAGGAAGCAUCAACUCUCCAGGGCUGCAAAGAAGACCCAGCCAAAAUGCAGUUUCCUUUUUCAACGUUGGGCAUCACAGAUUGCCUGCUGGAAAAAGAGGUCCUAUUCUGCAGCCAGAUCACCUUGUAGAUGUCCGAGAGAUGAUGUCGCAGGCUGAGGGCCAGCAGAGAGACUUGAUCAGGAGCAUAGAAUGCCUUCCUGUCUCCGGUCACCUUACGUCCUUGGAUCAAGACCUAUUAAUGCUCAAAGCAACUUCCAUGGCAACCAUGAACUGCUUAAAUGACUGUUUCCAUAUUCUCCAGUUACAACACGCUUCACAACAAAAGGGAUCCUUACCAGCAGGAACGACGAUCAGUUGGUUGGAACCAAAGAUAUCCCUGUCAAACCACUUCAAAAAUGGGGCAGCUCAGAAUUUCCCAGCAGAGAUAAACAAGCCAGCAUCUGUCAGAGAGGAGCAGUCCAUUGCGGAGCCCUGCCAGCUAACAAGGGAACCUGAAGAAAUAAAUCCAGAUGAGGAGCUGGAGGACCUCUGUGAUGAUAAAGAAGAUGAUCUAGGAGGAGUGGAGGAGCAGCGCAGUGUUAUCUUGCAUCUCUUGUCUCAGCUGAAACUUGGCAUGGACUUAACAAGAGUGGUUCUUCCCACUUUUAUUUUAGAGAAGCGAUCGCUGUUGGAGAUGUAUGCGGACUUCAUGUCCCAUCCUGAUCUCUUCAUUGCCAUCACGAAUGGCAGCAGCCCUGAGGAGAGGAUGAUCCGCUUUGUGGAGUAUUAUCUCACUUCCUUUCAUGAAGGUCGCAAAGGAGCUAUUGCAAAGAAACCAUACAAUCCCAUCAUUGGGGAAACGUUUCACUGCUCCUGGAGGAUGCCCAAGAGUGAAGUAGCCACUGACGGCGGCAGUAACAUCUCUGCUCACUCCACCUCUGAGCAAAUAACUUUGUCUAAAGAUCUGGAAGGCCGAGCAGAGUCGGACUACUACACAGUAAAGUUUGUAGCCGAGCAAGUGUCCCACCACCCUCCUGUGUCAGGAUUUUAUGCUGAAUGUGUGGAGAGAAAGAUGUGUGUCAAUGCUCAUGUCUGGACAAAGAGUAAAUUUUUGGGAAUGUCAAUAGGGGUGACGAUGGUUGGUGAAGGUCUCCUAAGCCUCUUGGAACACGAGGAAGAAUACACGUUCUCUCUGCCCUGUGCGUAUGCUCGAUCAAUUUUGACUGUUCCCUGGGUAGAACUGGGAGGAAAAGUCAACAUAAACUGUGCAAAGACAGGAUAUUCUGCAAGUAUUAACUUCCACACCAAACCCUUCUAUGGUGGGAAAUUGCAUCGAGUCACAGGUGAAGUGAAGCAGAACAUGACCAACACAGUGGUGUGCAGAGUGCAAGGGGAGUGGAACAGCGUGCUUGAAUUCACCUACAGCAACGGGGAGACAAAAUAUGUGGACUUGACAAAAUUGUCGGUGACACGAAAACGAGUCCGGCCCAUUGAGAAGCAAGGACCAUUUGAAUCUAGGAGGCUGUGGCAACAUGUAACGGAGUCUCUGCGGGAUGGAGACAUCGAUAAAGCUACAGAGCACAAGCGGGCCCUUGAGGAACGACAGAGGAAUGAAGAAAGGCUUCGUGCUGAAACAGAAACUCCUUGGUGUACUAAAUACUUCAUUAAAGAAGGAGAUGGCUGGGUUUAUCAUAAACCCCUUUGGAGAGCAGUCUCUGCCGUGCAAACUCAGCAAACGGACGCUAACUAGAAAAGCUGCUUAAAGAUGAGUUUCCCAUUUCUGAUAUUCUUUUUCUGUCUCUCAAAAUGCAGUAAUCACACUGAGUGUCCCCUUUUUAUAUAAUAGCGAAAGCUUGAAUGAGCAUAAGGAAAUAAACUAGGGCACUUUAAAGCUAUUCAGAACAAGGUCGUAGAGACAUACUUGCCAGGUACACAUUCAACCAACUUUGUUUUUUUUGUAUGAUCCUGAAGAUUUUAUCUGACUUGUGUAAGAGUCUUCUAAGUAGGUCUGUCUGAUUGCAAAAGCUGCCUAAGAGAAAGAGAAACUGUUUGGUGUUCAGAGUGACAUGGGAACUUCUUUCUACAUCAAACUAUUUAAUGACUGAAGUAUGCUUGGUACCCAUGUAGAAAACAGCAACCAAAAAUUGCUGCUUUUAUGCCCAACGUUAGACCUUCGUUGGCAAAAACAAACUGGAGAGGUGCUUGGAAGAUGUGCCUGAAAUCAGUGUUAAGAAUCAACUGGAUCGUGGAAACUUCUUUCUUCAGAGAGAAAACGUGCAUGCACCGGAGGAAUAUGGAAUAUCUGUAGAGACUACCUUUCUUUUUUAUGGAUUUAUAAAAGUAAUUAGAAUCGUAACCAUGGAGAAAUUUUUCCUCUGAAACAUUUUAAUAUACUUGAAAUAUUUGACUUGAAUUGAAAAAGUAAUUUGAACACUUUUCAACUCCUAAUUUUAUUAAAUCUUUGAGUAACCUUUUUUUUCCUCCUGUUGUAAUGUAAUGAGGUUUGGCCUUUUCUCUUCCACCUUCCCUUCCAAGGACUGAGGCUUUCAAACAGAACAGAAAAUACACAAUUUUGUAUUUAAACUUCUCUACCCAUCUGAUCAUCGCAGAGGUGAAGUAUCAGUGUUACAAACUGUCCUUUGGAUUGUUUUGGUUUUUCUCCUGUGGUGUUAAUCAGAACAAAGCAGUGAAAUGUGACCUGUGAAUACAUGGACUGUAGGUUUUGGUUUUUUCAUCUUAAAUAUUAUUUAAAAAAAAAAAAGCUGAUAAUGCUGAAGACUGGGUAUUGAUUUGAAACACAAUCUGGUAUCAGGAAACUGUAUUCAGGUACAAACAUCCUUUGUUUUUUAUACCUAUUUUAUUGAAGUUAAAGAAUUGCUGGCAAUUAAGAUUAGUACUUAUUAUGGCUUUCGUUAUUGUUGUAACUACAAGCUACCUUAAUUUUUUCCAACAGUGGUGCCUUACUCUGUUUUUUCUUCUGAUGUAGUCUUCCAGUCAGUGUAUAUAACAUUAUCUGCCACCUCCCAGCCAUGGCAAUGGCUGCACCUGAUCCAUCCUCAUGGGAACUCACAGCUUUGUGAUCUGGUAAGAUGUUUUCUGUGGAGAACAUACAAAUGUAAGAGUGCAUCAGAAGGUUUAAAGCAUCAUGUCAACUUUCAACACAAACUGCAAAUUGUGCAAAAAAAGUUGGAUUUAUGCACAACUGUCUUGAUUGUUCUUGUUCUUUUUUUUUUUUUUUUUUUGCUGUGAAAUGCACUGAGAUCUCAAUGCGAGUCAUGGUCCCUUUGUGAGAAUUGGGGGUGGGGAUAAUAAAACUACAAAAUGAUUUGUUUGUUCUGUUUGCUUUACCUAGAGGUCAGGUGGCCAGGAAGAGUAGAUUGUUGUCUUUUAUACUGGAGAUCUGUCUGUCUGGGCUUUCUCUGGCUGUUAUAACAGGAUAUUUUGGCACUGUGCACUUCAGUAGUAACUGUAUUCUCCAGCAGAAGAAUGUGUUUCAGACCCUGCUGUCUUGUUUGUGAUAUUCUAUACAAUUACCCUGUCUUCAUUUUUGGAUACCUACUGGGCAUUUUCAUGUUCAACCAGGAAUAAAAAUAUGUAUGAAAGCA
This is a messenger RNA of Lagopus leucura (white-tailed ptarmigan), 4399 nucleotides long. RefSeq names its product oxysterol binding protein like 11 (gene OSBPL11). Gene Ontology annotation, cellular component: cytosol; membrane; intracellular membrane-bounded organelle. The transcript is spliced from 15 exons. Gene Ontology annotation, molecular function: sterol binding. The coding region runs from base 1 to 2544 and encodes 847 amino acids. The record is from RefSeq and is a predicted model, not a curated record. NCBI's taxonomy places the organism in Eukaryota, Metazoa, Chordata, Aves, Galliformes, Phasianidae.